GUUUGUCAGAUCUCAAGAGAACAUAGUUCAAGAAGUGACAAAAUGUGUUCAAUGGGAUAUCUAUUUGCUGUUAUUAUUACGUCCUUGGCACUUCGUGAUUUAACAGUUCGAGCGGGUGUUAUUGACAAUGGUGCUAAAGUGGUAGUUGUGCCUCCAACAAAGGAAGUAGAAUGUAUGGUGGAGACAUGCGUUACGGUGAAAGAAUCGGCCGAGGGCGAUGAUAAAGAGGAAAAUGCUCUUGGAAAUCCGGAUGAGAUAGGUGUUGACAUCGUGAAGCCUCAAAAUACAGUUGACAAUAGAACAAAGGAUGCGACUAAUUUUCGCAAUGCUGUGAAUUUAGAAUCUAGCCUCAGUGAGUGGAUCGGACUUUGGUACCACAGCAAAAAUACAGAACCACAUGGUACUGUGUAUUACGAAUGGGACAAAUCAAUCACCGAAGAGCGCAAAGCUGUUAUUCUUAGUGCAAUGGAAAACAUCCAAUUAAAAUCAGGCGGACCAUCGGCUAAAUGUAUCAAGUUCGUUCCAAACAAUGGGCAAUCCAGAAGUCAUCUGACAAUAAAAAGUACGAAUGGAAGGUGCCAAAGCGGAACAGUCGGGAAAGACAAGGAAAGUGAUGCAUACAACUACCUAGAGCUGGGAUCAAACUGUCCAUAUGGCACGAUAAUGCACGAGUUUUUUCAUUCAUUGGGUUUCUACCACGAACAUACCCGCGUAGACCGUGAUUCUUUCAUCAAAAUAAACUACAAUAACAUUUUCAAUGAUCCCAGCGUCGUUAGUCAAUUCGACAAACCAUCCGGGGAAUAUUUCAACGACCAAGUAAAUCUAGCACCGUACGACUUUGAUAGCAUCAUGCAUUACAGCCAGUAUACUUUCUCGAAAGACGCUGGGGCUGGUUUGAAAACUAUUGAUCUUGCCCCGGGAGUAACUACAGAUUAUAAUAUAGGCCAACGAGAGCAUCUUUCGGCUUUAGAUGUUAAGGAACUGCAAAUGUUAUAUGACUGCCCCCAAGAAACAUACGGAGUUAGUAAUGGUGGUGGUGCUGGAGACACAGGUUCAAAUGCAGAAUCAAUGUGCUCAUUUGAGACUACGGAUUCAAAUUGUGGAUUUAAAAACUCGGACUCGUCUGUGUGGAAGAUCGUCGCUGCAUCAACAGUUGGCUCUAACUAUAAUGAUGCUACAACUUUAAGUAGUUCAGGUCGGGUGCUGUAUUUGGCCCCAGGUGAUUUUGGAAAUGCAGAAUUUACGGCAAAUGUUCCCGCCAAUCGUUAUUGCCUGAGUUUGAGCAUCUACUGCGUAACGUCAAACAGCAAGUUACAGAUUUUGGCCAACUCAAAUGUCGUAUCUUUGUUACCGUCGUGCCCUGAUGCUGUAUGGUAUACGCACUCGAUAUCAAUCACGUUGAAUACUCAAGGAACGAUUGCAUUGAAAAGUUACCGUGGAAACUUUGGACAUUUACUCUUGGAUGAUAUCAAGUUACGAACUGGGAAAUGCUAGAUGCCAUGACAAUGCAGCUUUAUAUAAUCUAGAAUUACACAAUUCGUCAAUAUGUAAUUGAAAUAUUAAGAUUCUCGCAAUUUGAAUAAAGUAUCAGUUA
Owenia fusiformis is the source of this 1594-nucleotide messenger RNA. The record is from the annotation of a GenBank genome assembly. NCBI's taxonomy places the organism in Eukaryota, Metazoa, Annelida, Polychaeta, Sabellida, Oweniidae.